AUGGGAGGACUUCUCUAUGGUCUUGACAGCGGAAUCAUCGCCACGACCAUUGGCCAAGCCUCAUUCAAACAGUACAUGUACGGCGGGCCCAAGGGCGAUCCAUCCCUGACUGGAGGCAUUGUCUCUUCGUAUUAUGCCGGAAGUUGCAUUGGCGGUCUACAAUCAGGAUGGCUAAUGGACAGAUGGAGUCGUCGUUAUACUGUCCUCAUAGGUGCCAUGGUCAGUAUUGUUGGAGCGGCUCUGCAGGCCGCAGCCAUCAAUCCGGGCAUGAUCAUUGCGGGUCGUAUACUCAGUGGUUGGUCCACAGGUGUUCUCUACUCUGUGACUCCCGUCUACUUGGCCGAGGUUUCACCGCCGGAAAAUCGAGGUUUCCUAGUCGGCUUGAAAGGUCUCACCAACGCCUUGGGCUUCUUCUUGGCCAAUUGGAUUGGCUAUGCCGGCUCUUUUGCUCAUGGCAAUGCCUCUUGGAGAAUUCCCCUGGCUAUGCAAGCACCUCCUGCAGUUGGUCUGGGUUUACUCGUGAUCUUUAUGCCCUUUUCUCCUCGUUGGCUGAUCAAGCAAGAAAGAUAUGAGGAGGCUCUUGGAGUUCUUCAGAGGCUUCAUGGAGCGCGAGGCGAGGACUUUGUACAGAAGCAAUACACCGAGAUCCGAGACCAGCUAGCUUUAGAGGCAGAUAUUCGCAAGAAGUCCUCUAUUCGCAUCCUGUUCACUCCCCGCUAUGCCCGUCGACUUUUACUAGCCUGCCUCAUUGUCAACAUGACGAAGCUGUCCGGUUCUCAAAUUAUCCAGAAUUACCAAAGUCUGAUGUACGCUGCUCUCGGUUUCAAGGGCCAGACUGUGCUGCUUAUUGCGGGUUGCUAUGGCACGAUGGGCGUGUUGGGACAGAUCAUGAACUUGAUCUGGGUUUCCGAUACUUGGUCAAGACGCAGGACUAUGUGUGUCGGUUGCGCAUCUUUGGCGGCUACUCUCGGUGUCCUCACGGCUCUCUCCAAAUUCUACCCAGAUGACCAUAACCUGGCCGGCAGCUCUGCGGGCGUUGCUUUCAUCUUCAUCUUUUCUCUCUUGUACGCUCUGUUCUUCAACAGCACUAACUGGGUGCUGGUAUCGGAGAUAUUCCCUCUUCAUCUUCGAGGUACAGGUGUUGGUUUUGCCAUCACUACGCAAGCCAUCACUGCGAUCUGGCUCACCCAAGUUUCCCCAUUGGCUUUCGACAGUCUAGCUUGGAGAUUCUACUUCAUUUUCAUUGCCACAAAUAUCGUCGCCGGAACUAUCUACUACUUCUUCCUUCCUGAGACCAACCAGCUUAGUCUUGAGCAGAUCGCCGCAGCGUUCGGUGAUGCCGCAGUUGAGCCGAAUGUUGGCAAGGUGAUUGACGACAAGGAGAAUAACGACGAAACCGAGGCGAUCGAAUACCAGGAGAAGAAGUAA
Molecule: messenger RNA, 1428 nt
Organism: Phaeoacremonium minimum UCRPA7
Lineage: Eukaryota; Fungi; Ascomycota; Sordariomycetes; Togniniales; Togniniaceae
Product: putative mfs sugar protein
Exons: 4
Coding region: 1-1428 (475 amino acids)
Biological process (GO): transmembrane transport; carbohydrate transport
Cellular component (GO): membrane
Molecular function (GO): carbohydrate:proton symporter activity
Source: RefSeq, a predicted model, not a curated record